UCACUCUUUAUCCCUUGGGGAUCCUCGGACCACCUUAACGACCCUGCAACCUCUAUAUAUCUUUUACGAUAAUCCACACAUAAACACAUAUCAAAAUGCGUUUCUCCACAGCUGGUGUUCUCUCCGCCAUCAUGGCCGUUGCUACUGCCUGGACUACCCCCGACUACUCUCAGGCUCCUACUGGCAAUGCCAUCAUCAAGCCCGGCCUCAAUGAGCUCGUCACCGCUGGCGAGGCCUACACCAUCACCUGGACCCCCACCACCGAGGGCAGCAUCUCCCUUGUCCUCCUCCGUGGCCCCAGCACCAACGUCGUCCCUCUGUACGCCAUCGCUGAGAACAUCGGCAACAGCGGAGAGUACGUCUGGACCCCCAGCACCGAGCUCGAGGACGACGUCACCCACUACGGUAUCCUCCUCGUUGUCGAGACCGGCCCCAACAAGGGUGCCUACCAGUACUCUACCCAGUUCGGCGUCUCCAACCCCCACCAGGGCGAGGGCGAGACCUCCACCUCCACUACCACCGCUGAGCCUACCGAGACCGGUGUUAUCCCCACUGGCACUCCUACCACUCCUCCUCACGGCACUGUCACCCUGACCAGCACCAUCACCACCACGACCUGCCCUGAGGGAGCUCCUACUGCCACCAUCCCUACCAUCCCCACCCUCGUCCCCAGCUCGUCCGUCCCUGUCUGGACCCCUACCUUCACCCCUGCGCCUCCUCAGUUCACUGGUGCUGCUGGCCGCAACGCCAUCAGCCUCGGUGCCGUCGCUGCCGGUGUCGCUGCCGUUCUUGCUUUCUAA
Aspergillus calidoustus is the source of this 800-nucleotide messenger RNA. NCBI's taxonomy places the organism in Eukaryota, Fungi, Ascomycota, Eurotiomycetes, Eurotiales, Aspergillaceae. The record is from the annotation of a GenBank genome assembly.